AUGGCGAGCAGCAGCAGCAGCUCGACGCCGAUUCGAAACGUCGUCAACUUGACGAUCAACAUUUUUUGGACGUGCGUCUACUUCGUCUAUUUCCUUUUCAAAGGAAAAAACGAGUGGAAGUGCGAGACGGCGAACGCGCCGCGUGUGAUCUACUGUUGCGUCGACGGCGCCCGUUGCGACGAUCAUUCGGAGUUGCGGUGUCGGAAGGCGACCGUCGACACCGCCGCCUACAACUCGUCGCCGAAAUCGUUCUACGCGUCGAGUUCGAGCGGCGCGCUCGAAUCGGCGUGGCGUUGGGUGAAGCGGGCGGCGCGUGGCGUCGCCGGCGUCGCCAAAACGUUGGCGUCGAAAUUGGCGAAGCUCGUCAAAUCGUCGGCGAAACUCGUCGCCGAACUCAUUGUCGCCGUUUUCGCGCUCCUUCGAGCCCUCGUUUGCUCGCCGAACGUGCCAACGCAGGCGCUUCCAUCGACGCCGAAACCCUACAAUCCGAAGCCGAUCUCGCCGAGCUACAAUUCGGUGUCUUUCGAGUUAGAGAAGAACGCCGUAGAGAAAUCGACGACGGCCGCUGCUGCGAAAGACGCCAUCGAUGAGGAGGACGAACGAACCGUUUAUGAGGACAUCCCAAAAUUGCCGACUGAUAAUGGCCAAUCGUUUUAUUAUGAGAGAGUGAUUGAGGCGAAGAGCAAUCAGCCGCUUCAGGAGAUAGAAUCGUCAUCAGCCGCUCCUCCGCCACCGACACCACCACCGCCACCACCACCAAAGCCCGUUUCUAGAGAGGCGAGCCGCGCGAAAUCGACGACGCCGGGCCGCGAGCGAAAAGAGGUGAAGGGUGGAAUCGGCGGAUUCAAAUCGGACAUAAUGGACGAGCUCGAAGAACAACAACGAUUGCGUUACGAGCGAAGCGUGUCGGCGCAACGCGAAAUGACGCAGAGCUGCCAUCCCGACAUGGCGCAAUGGAAGCACAACGAGAUCGUCGAUCGAUCGUCGGCGAAUUCGACGCCGUGGCGAGCGUCGUCGGUUGGGCCGACGAUGCGACGUCUCGAGCACGUCGUGAGUCGAAUCGACGGCGACGAGCCGAGUUUUGUCUUCCGGCCCAAAAUGAGCUACUCGUCGCCGGAAUACCAAACCAAAACAAAAAAUGACGAGUAUUUGAUGGGUCGAAGUGUGUUCAAGCCGGUCGAGGAGGCCGAACGAAUGCGUCAUGAUAUAAAUGGAAAAUCAACUCAGCAAUCGUACAGCAGCCCACAGUAUCGCAGCGGCAACUGGAUGGAGAAUCAACGAUCGCGAAGUGUUCACAGGUAUGAUCAAUCAAAUAAUGGCUAUGAAGUGAGAAAUCCAUUUGGAAGCGCUGCUUAUAAAUUGUCUCCCUAUACGUCGCAUACUUCUCGUCGAAGCAAAACGCCAAUCGGAAUCGAUCAAUCGAAUACUGGAGUUGAAGCCGUCGCGAGACACUGGCCUCCGUUGAGUAAUGCGACCGGAGCAACGUCGGGUCGUGAUGAUUGGGUUGGUGAGGCGAUGAGACGCGGCGACGUCGAUGACGACGGAUUGGUUGUGACAAUGUGUCGAAGGGUUGUUGAGAAGAAGCGGCAAGACAAUUGGAAAUGGCGCGAUCAGGAUGGAAAUCUGCUCGAUGAGAAAAAGAAUAACACCUGGAAAGGUGAACUUGACACGCUGCUUCGAGACGGACCCAACGAGGGACGACAUUGGAGUCGGACCGUCGAGAAAUUGCCAACAGGAGAUACCCGCUUUCAGGAUGUCAAUCGGCAGUACAAUAGAGAUUUUGUUGUUGAGAGCAUCGUGCGUAAUUAUUAA
Molecule: messenger RNA, 1812 nt
Organism: Caenorhabditis bovis
Lineage: Eukaryota; Metazoa; Nematoda; Chromadorea; Rhabditida; Rhabditidae
Source: the annotation of a GenBank genome assembly